Messenger RNA from Antechinus flavipes (yellow-footed antechinus), 2774 nucleotides. It is a transcript of the gene RPL7L1, whose product is annotated as ribosomal protein L7 like 1. Gene Ontology annotation, cellular component: cytosolic large ribosomal subunit. Gene Ontology annotation, biological process: maturation of LSU-rRNA from tricistronic rRNA transcript (SSU-rRNA, 5.8S rRNA, LSU-rRNA). Lineage: Eukaryota; Metazoa; Chordata; Mammalia; Dasyuromorphia; Dasyuridae. Gene Ontology annotation, molecular function: RNA binding; structural constituent of ribosome. The coding region runs from base 373 to 1116 and encodes 247 amino acids. The transcript has 7 exons. The record is from RefSeq and is a predicted model, not a curated record.
UUGUUAUGAACUCCGAAAACAACUACUGCAAUAGAAAAGUGUUAUGCUGAAAGGGUCUGAGUGUUUUCAGACUCUCGUCUUCCGGGCAUCUUCUGCAAAGCUGCUCUGCUUUAUGGGAAAUGUAGUUUACUUUCCCCGGCUCGGUUUGGAAGAAGACGCAAGAGAGUGACAAAAGACAUUUAGUAUCUAUCCCCGGGAGCAGGACUUGAGUGCCAACGCCUCUUUCCCUCUUUAUCAAUCUCGUUUUCCGGAGGCAAGAAUCCCCAGAGGAGGAGGCCAACCCUAUGAUCAAAUUAGCCUAUUAAGGAUCUCCGUGAGCGUCUCUACGGAGAGGCUGGGACUGCGCAUGCUCAGUAAGGGACGCAGGAAAACAUGGCGGAGCCUGAGCCCAGAAGAAAGAUUCCUUUGGUUCCAGAGAAUCUUCUGAAGAAGAGGAAAGCCUACCAAGCACUCAAAGCUACUCAGGCUAAGCAAGCACUUUUGGAAAAGAGGAAGCAAAAAAAGGGGACUCAGCUCAAAUUCAGACGACUGGAAUCAUUUGUUCAUGAAUCCCAUCGUGUAUCCCGUGACGUAGCUCGACUCAGGCGCCUGGUUUCAAAGCCUGGGUGUUAUGUGCUAAAGGAUGCACAUCGUCUGGCCUUUGUGGUUCGAAUGGAGAGGAUUAAUGGAGUGAGUAACCAGGUGACAAAGACAAUAGAGGAACUUCGUCUGAAGAAAAUUUAUAGUGGCGUCUUUGUUAAAAUCACCCCAGGUUCCUUAAAGAAACUUCGAAUUAUAGAACCUUAUGUGGCUUGGGGAUAUCCUAAUCUAAAAUCUGUCCGUGAGCUUAUUCUGAAACGAGGACAAGCCAGGAUAAAUAAUAAGAAAGUCUCCCUAACAGAUAAUACUCUGAUUGAAGAGCAUCUAGGGAAGUUCGGUAUCAUUUGCCUAGAAGAUGUCAUCCAUGAAAUCUGCUCAGUGGGGGAACAUUUCUCUCAGGUUUCGAGGUUUCUGUGUCCUUUCCCCCUGUCUGUGGCCCGCCAUGCUGCUAAGAACAGAGUGGGCUUUCUCAAGGAAAUGGGCAAACCUGGCUACAGAGGUGAAAGCAUCAAUCAGAUCAUUCGGCAGCUGAACUAGGCGAGAAUCUCAGAAGAUUUCUCUUUUCUGAGUUUAUACCCAGUAUCUUCAAAGAAGAUUUCUUUUCUGAUGGAACUUUCUCCAGGAACUAAUGAGAUGAAAAGAAAAAAGAAUCAACCUGUGUAGAGGGAACUUCUCCACCUUCUAUACUUUUUCUCAAAGAAGAAACCAUAUUGGUUUGUCCAGCCAUCUUCAUCUUGGAUUAAAGUCUCAUAACCAGUGAAGAGAAAUGACUGUACUUCAUAUUCUGUAAUUGGAAAUUAGUUUAAAUCUAUUCCAGUUUUUUCAUGGUAGCCACCCAUACAGAGAGCAAUCAAUUAUUGGCCAUGUGAUUCUGUACUCCGGGGGUUGGUUGAAUGUUAUAAAAUAUACUUUGUCACUCUGCUUACCAUUUGGAACAAGACAGUGGGACUUGAGUUGGGAUUUGAAAUGAUUUUAAAACAGAAUGGCCCAUCACUUCUUGAACUUUUUAAAGUGAUACCUUUGUGAUUUAUAGGUCCUACCUAGCAGAUAUGUUAGGUAGGUUUCCCAUGACUCAGUACCACUUUAAUGCCACAACUCUACACCAAGUCUUCUUCCUUCCUGCCAUUAGAGAUAAUGACUGUAGUCUUACUAAUUUAGCCCUUUCUUUGACAAUAGGGAUCGAAUUUACAUUGGCUGUUUUUUUAUUACCAUUAUUGUAUGGUCUUCCUUUGCUCCUUACUUUCCCCCCCAAUCUAAGGUAAUAACUAAGUCUUAAAAUAGUCAUAUGAGGGGCACCUGUAUAACUUGGCCAAAAUCACCUUACUAGGAAAAAUGUCUAAAGUAACUGUUUAAACCCAGGUCUUCCCAUCCAAGAUCACCGUCUACAACAACACACAAGGCCAGAGGGGUUUUAGCCAAGAUUUCACAUAGGGUCUAAGUCAUUAAGCCCACCCUUAUAUGUCUAUGAGAGAAGAGGAAAAGAAACAAGUGUUAAUCACUUAAGUGUUGAACAUUUUAUAACUGUUCUUUCUUUGGGUUUAUCUUAAAAGCAUCAUAGGAACUUUAUUCCCUUUUCUAAGCAGCUUUUGAAUCCAUCUCAUUUUCUGGUACACUACUUAAGAUGCAGACUAGACGGGCGCUUGAGAAAGAUAAAGCAACAAAAUUCUUACCUAGCCUGUCGUUUCAUGAAGUCUGGUGAUGAAUGCAUUAUAUUUUUUACAAGAAUCCAGUUAUCGAUUUUUCUCUUCUCAAUGAAAAAAAUAAGCAAGUUUGAAUUUUUGGAGACUUGCUGGAAAAUUAAGUGGGUUUGUGCUAAUUUUAUGGCUGCUAAUGGUUUGAAAUUAAGUGGGGAACUAGCUAAGACUCCUCUUUCUCAGUUGAUACCACUUUCUGGGAACUGUCUGGCAUACUUUUUUUUUUUUUGCUGAGGUCAAUCCUAAUGGAUUGUGACUUGCCUAGGAUCACACAGCCAGGAAGUGUUAAAGUGUCUGUGAGUUCAGAUUUCAGGGCUGGUCUCUAUCCAGUGUGCCACCUAGCUGUCCCUAUCUGACAAACUUUUGUUAGGGGUCCCUGUCUUUUCAAAUGUUAUCAGUUUAAUGGCCAUAUUAAAAUAUGUAACUAGAAAUGUAAAAGGAUGGCAUUUUUACUAAUUCUUGAAAUGAUUUGUGCAGAUUAAAAACUUCCCAAUUUCUGAA